Messenger RNA from Onychomys torridus (southern grasshopper mouse), 2508 nucleotides. It is a transcript of the gene Pisd, whose product is annotated as phosphatidylserine decarboxylase. Gene Ontology annotation, biological process: phosphatidylethanolamine biosynthetic process. The record is from RefSeq and is a predicted model, not a curated record. Gene Ontology annotation, molecular function: phosphatidylserine decarboxylase activity. Lineage: Eukaryota; Metazoa; Chordata; Mammalia; Rodentia; Cricetidae. Gene Ontology annotation, cellular component: mitochondrion. The transcript has 8 exons. The coding region runs from base 365 to 1492 and encodes 375 amino acids.
GGUGACUUUAACAGCGCCUCCUGCCCGCGCCCUCAGCAGGAACCAGAGCUCCAGCCUGCUCUGAGACUCCAAGGCUUCCGAGGCUAGCCAGAGCUGGAGGAGUUGAAGACCAGAGCCCAGAAACUGGCUUGGGACUGUCCUCGAGAGUGAGUGAUAGCUGUGGUCCUCUAACCUGUGCCUGUGAGCCAAGAGUGAAGAGGCUAGAAGCCUUGCCACCAGCGACGGGAGCAGUGACCACACUGGAUGCCUCUGGCGAGGGGGAAGGGGAGGAAAGAGAAAAACAAAGGCCAGUGAGUGAGCCAGCCAGCCAGCGAGCGAGCGCACUCUGGUGGAGGCUCACGACACCCUCCCUGUGCCUACCACAAUGUGUCAGUCAGAGAAGCCGCAAGGACCAGAGCUCCAAGCAGCAGCGAAAUGGUUGUCCUUCCCCCAGCUGGCCCUACGGCGGAGGCUAGGCCAGCUUAGCUGCAUGUCCAGACCUGCUCUGAAACUGCGCUCCUGGCCCCUGACCAUCCUCUACUACCUCCUGCCCUUCGGUGCCCUCAGGCCCCUCAGCCGGGUGGGAUGGAGGCCGGUGAGCAGGGUGGCCUUGUACAAGUCGGUGCCAACACGUCUGCUGUCGCGUGCCUGGGGUCGCCUGAACCAGGUGGAACUUCCUUACUGGCUGCGGAGGCCGGUCUACAGCCUGUAUAUCUGGACCUUUGGGGUAAACAUGACAGAGGCUGCUGUGGAGGACCUGCACCACUACCGGAACCUCAGCGAGUUCUUCCGGCGUAAGCUGAAGCCUCAGGCCCGGCCUGUCUGUGGCUUGCACAGUGUGAUCAGCCCAUCAGAUGGCAAGAUCCUCACCUUUGGGCAGGUGAAGAACUGUGAGGUGGAGCAGGUCAAGGGCGUAACCUACUCCCUGGAGUCAUUCCUGGGCCCUCGAGCCUGUACAGAGGACCUGCCCUUCCCUCCAGCCUCCUCCCAUGACUCCUUCAGGAACCAGCUGGUCACCCGCGAAGGGAAUGAGCUCUACCACUGUGUCAUCUACCUGGCCCCUGGAGACUACCACUGCUUCCAUUCCCCGACUGACUGGACCGUCUCACAUCGGCGCCACUUCCCAGGUUCCUUGAUGUCAGUGAACCCUGGCAUGGCCCGAUGGAUCAAAGAGCUCUUCUGUCACAAUGAACGUGUGGUCCUGACUGGGGACUGGAAACAUGGGUUCUUCUCGUUGACAGCAGUGGGAGCCACCAACGUGGGCUCGAUUCGCAUCUACUUUGACAGAGACCUGCACACGAACAGCCCCAGAUACAGCAAGGGUUCCUACAAUGACUUGAGCUUUGUAACACAUGCCAACAAGGAGGGUGUGCCCAUGCGCAAAGGCGAGCACCUGGGCGAGUUUAACUUGGGCUCUACUAUCGUGCUUAUCUUUGAGGCACCCAAGGACUUCAACUUCAGGCUGAAGGCAGGGCAGAAGAUCCGCUUUGGGGAAGCGCUGGGCUCCCUCUAGUCUCCUGGUUGCAGCUGCCAAGGGAUCUUUCCACACAGGAGCAUGAGGUCUUCAGAGGCUCCCCAGGCUGUCCGGGCGAGAGGCACUGUGGGGCUGACCUGGUAGGACCUGAGUGUUGGUUCUUGCCUGCCCAGAGGUGCAGAGGAGAGGUUCUGAAUCUGUCAGGACCUAGACCCCCAUUACAGAACGUGGGUAUGAUUUGACCUCAGAAUCACUUAGAGAGGUUUUUUAAAACUUUGUGUAAGUUGGAGAUGCUUCAUCUCCUAAGGACUGUGAGAACGGUUAUGUGCUACCACACCCUCAAGCUGCACCCCAUAUCUGUCUCGGGCCUUAGCUUCUUCUGUCAGCCCUCUGCCCUUUCAGCCUUAGCUUCUCUGCCUCCCUCACUGAGCACAGGGUGAGGUGCAUCCUUGACACAGACUGGGGAUCUACCCUCUUCUUAGAGCAGGCCACAUGGCCUUCACAACUGCUUUCUGUUCCCAAAUCCACCCCUCUGCUUGCUAGAAAAGUAAAAUCAUUUAUGUGUUGCUGAAUGCGCUGACCUAGACUCCGCCAUUGUCUUCUGAGGGCAUUGAUUAAUGAUGUAGACCUUUGUAGGCCCCAAGGUCUGACCUUCUAAAGCUGGCUGAGUCCCUUUGCCAGUAGGCAAAACCAAUUACUGACUUGCCUGGUAGUGUCCAGAGUAAAGGGGAGGUGGAGGCCCAGCCCUGUGGGAAGUAGGAGACAUGCUGCUGUUGGUCUAGGGCUCUGUUGGAGGCAGAGAGUAUGGUGGCCAGUGCCCAGAAAUCCCGGUCCAGGUGGCUGCCAGAUAUGCAGACCAUGGGGACCCAGGGGGAAGAACAAGGCCAGAUUUCAUGUUGAUCUUGGAGAUGCCAUGAAUUUCUCCUGUAGGAGAAAUCAUUGAACUUUUUUAACUGUAUCAGUAAUACAGUAUUUUGUAUGAAAAGUAGGAGACUUCUGAACAGUAAUUCACUUAAUUGCCAGACAUUUUGAAAUAAAAACCCAAAACCAUUGUG